Propithecus coquereli (Coquerel's sifaka) is the source of this 1355-nucleotide messenger RNA. RefSeq names its product actin-like 7B (gene ACTL7B). NCBI's taxonomy places the organism in Eukaryota, Metazoa, Chordata, Mammalia, Primates, Indriidae. Bases 94 to 1347 code for a protein of 417 amino acids. The record is from RefSeq and is a predicted model, not a curated record. Gene Ontology annotation, cellular component: nucleus; cytoplasm. The transcript has a single exon.
CUGGUGGUUGCCAAGGCACUGCUGGAGGUGGGCUCUCAUUUCUCCCUGUGGAGCUCUAGGAUGUGGAUGUGAGAAGGUGAGCAAGAAAGUCAGAUGGCGACAAGGAACAGUCCCAGCCUCAUGCCCCUGGGCACGGCUCAGGGUGACCCUGGAGAGGCAGGAACACUGCCAGGCCCUGAUGCUGGCAUCCGGGACACAGGUUCAGCCACUCAGCAGAAGAUGAAGCCUAAGAAGGUGCGCAAGGUCAAGGCACUCAUCAUUGACCUGGGCUCCCAGUACUGCAAGUGCGGCUACGCGGGGGAGCCCAGGCCCACCUACUUCAUCUCCUCCACUGUGGGCAAGCGCUGCCCCGAGGCAGCGGACUCUGGCGACACCAGCAAGCAGACCUAUGUGGGCCAUGAGCUGCUCAGCAUGGAGACGCCCCUCAAGCUGGUUAACCCACUGAAGCACGGCAUCGUGGUGGACUGGGACUGCGUCCAGAACAUCUGGGAGUACAUCUUCCACACGGCCAUGAAGAUCCUCCCUGAGGAGCACGCCGUGCUGGUCUCCGACCCUCCGCUCAGCCCCAGUAGCAACCGGGAGAAGUACGCUGAGCUCAUGUUCGAGACCUUUGGCAUCCCUGCCAUGCACGUGACGUCCCAGUCGCUGCUGUCCAUCUACUCCUACGGCAAGACCUCGGGGCUGGUGGUGGAGAGUGGGCAUGGCGUCUCGCACGUGGUGCCCAUCUCGGAAGGCGAUGUGCUGCCGGGGCUGACAAGCCGCGCUGACUACGCAGGGGGUGACCUCACCAACUACCUGAUGCAGCUGCUCAACCAGGCUGGCCACAAGUUCACAGAUGACCACCUGCACAUCAUAGAGCACAUCAAGAAGAAGUGCGGCUACGCGGCCCUGCUGCCUGAGGAGGAGCUACGUUUGUCCCUGGAGGAGCUGCGCGUGGACUACGAGCUCCCUGAUGGUAAGCACAUCACCAUUGGCCAGGAGCGCUUCCGCUGCUCCGAGAUGCUCUUCAAGCCCUCCCUGGUGGGCAGCAGCCAGCCGGGCCUGCCAGAGCUCACAGCCGCCUGCCUGGGCCGUUGCGAGGAGGCGGGCUUCAAGGAGGAGAUGGCCACCAAUGUGCUGCUGUGCGGCGGCUGCACCAUGCUGGAUGGCUUCCCUGAGCGCUUCCAGAGGGAGCUUAGCCUGCUCUGCCCUGGGGAUAGCCCCGUGGUGGCCGCUGCUCCUGAGAGGAAGACCUCGGUGUGGACUGGCGGCUCCAUUCUGGCCUCCCUCCAGGCCUUCCAGCAGCUCUGGGUCAGCAAGGAGGAGUUUGAGGAGCGGGGCAGUGCGGCCAUCUACAGCAAGUGCUGAGCGGUGGC